AUGAGUUCUAAUGAAAUUCUUAUUCAAAAAAUUGCAAGAGAAAUGUCAUUAUAUACACCAAUAAUUUUACUUAUUUUUGGUUCAUAUGGAUCUUUAUGUAAUUUUAUAACAUUUACAUCAAAACAAUUAAAAACAAGUUCAUGUGCAUUUUAUUUUUUAUGUACGGCUAUUACUGAAUUAAUAGCUUUUUAUUUUGGUCUUAUAUCACGUUUAGCUAGUGAUCGUUUAGGAAGUACACUUUUUCUUACUAAUGUGGCAUAUUGUAAAAUUCGUUCAUAUUUAGUUGUUGCAUUACCUGCUUUAGUUACUUAUAUGAUUUUAUUAACAACAAUUGAUCGUUUUAUGUCAACAACAAAUCAAGUUCGUUAUCGAUCAUUUAGUCAAUUAAAAGUUGCUCAUCGUAUUGUACCAAUAGUGAUUAUCAUUUCAAUGAUAUUAACAAGUCAUAUGUUAGUUUUCUAUAAUUUUUUUCCAGCAUGUACAGCACAACCAGGAAUUUAUUCAGUUGUUUAUAGUGUUUAUUUAUUUAUUUGGACUGGUAUUUUACCAAAUGGAUUUAUAUUAUUAUUUAGUUGGUUAACAAUUCGAAAUGUAAUAAAAACAAAACAACGUGUAGGUCCAACAACAACAACAAAGAUAUCAAAACAACAACGACAUGCACAAAGAACAGAUUCACAACUUAUUGUUAUGAUGCUUUCACAAGCAAUAUUAUCAUGUUGUCUUGAUUUAAUACGUAUUGCAUUAUAUGGAUAUUUUGUUUUAUCAACAGAUUUACCUAAAUCAAGUUAUCAACGAUCAAUAGAUGGUUUAUUAUUACAAAUAAGUAUUUUUUUAUUAUAUGGUAAUUGUUCAAAAUCAUUUUAUGUUUAUACAUUAACAAGUGGAUUUUUUCGUAAAAUAUUUCGUUAUUCAAUUGAAUAUUAUUUUAGAAAAAUACUUUUUAUUUUACAUAUAAAACAAGAUUAUGAUUGGAAUUCAACUCGUUUCAUGCAAUCAACUUUAAAUGGAUCAACACUUAAUUAUGAACUUAAAACAAUUCCUGAUCGUCAAAUAAUAAAACGUUAA
This is a messenger RNA of Rotaria sordida, 1065 nucleotides long. Lineage: Eukaryota; Metazoa; Rotifera; Eurotatoria; Philodinida; Philodinidae. The record is from the annotation of a GenBank genome assembly.